Molecule: messenger RNA, 1839 nt
Organism: Amaranthus tricolor (Joseph's coat)
Lineage: Eukaryota; Viridiplantae; Streptophyta; Magnoliopsida; Caryophyllales; Amaranthaceae
Product: SNF1-related protein kinase regulatory subunit gamma-1-like
Exons: 6
Coding region: 173-1510 (445 amino acids)
Source: RefSeq, a predicted model, not a curated record
ACGUGGCGAAAUUGGCAAUCCUGUGGAAGUUUGAGAAUUAAAACAACCGCUAAUUUUAGAUUUUUGGUGGGUAAUGAAACGCCAUAUUACUCUUUCAUUCUUCAUGUGAUUUAAUCAUCAAAAUCGCUUUUCUCAUUGUUCUGGGAUUUAUUCUACAACAGUUCUAAUAGGUAUGGAAAAAUCAGACUAUAAAUUGACUGAAUCUGCUACAACUGCAAGCUAUGAUGAUUACUUCGACACAAUUCAGAACAGGAAAAAGUUGCCCUCUGCAUUACAAGAGACCUUGACGGCUGCGUUUGCUGCCAUUCCUGUUUUGUCCUUCCCACAAGUCCCGGGUGGCAAAGUAAUAGAAAUUUCAGCAGACACGUCGAUGUCAGAUGCUGUAAAGAUCCUUUCUGAAUGCAACAUUCUCUCAGCUCCUGUUACGAACCCUGAGAAAGCCAGCAGCAGUGACUGGAAGGAGAGGUAUCUCGGGAUCAUAGACUACUCAGCGAUCAUAUUGUGGGUUCUGGAAGGAGCUGAACUCGCUGCUGUAGCAUUAUCUGCUAGCACAGCUACAGCUGCUGGAGUAGGGGCAGGUGCAGUUGGAGCCCUCGGAGCAGUGGCUCUUGGUGCCACAGGUCCAGCUGCAGUUGCUGGUUUAGCUGUUGCGGCUGUUGGGGCGGCAGUAGCAGGAGGCGUUGUGGCAAAUAAAGGGGUGGGAAAGGACGCUCCAACCGCAGCCAGUCAGUUAGGUGAUGACUUCUACAAAGUUAUUUUGCAAGAAGAACCGUUCAAGUCGACCAAAGUGUGGGAAAUUGUUAAAUCAUUCCGAUCCACACCUUUCCUUCCAGUUUUAACAAACAGCAAUAUGUUGACAGUUCUAUUGCUCUUAUCCAAGUACAGGAUGAGAAAUGUACCAGUCAUAGAACCUGGGCAGGCUUUCAUGAAGAAUUUCAUCACCCAAUCUGCUGUAGUGAGGGGCCUUGAGGGAUGCCGUGGACGAGAUUGGUUUGAUUGCAUUGCUGCCCAUCCUAUUUCUGACUUGGGCCUUCCGUUUAUGCCACAGAAUCAGGUUGUAAGCAUUGACAGCAGUGAGCUUAUUUUGGAGGCAUUUAAACGGAUGAAGGACCACCAAAUCGGUGGCCUUCCAGUUGUCGAGGGACCAAAGAAGAAGAUUGUUGGCAAUUUGAGCAUGAGAGACAUCAGAUACUUGCUACUAAAACCCGAACUUUUCUCCAACUUCAGGCAUCUUACUGUCGACGAUUUCAUUAAAACAGUAGCUUCAACGAGCACAGAAGUCGGGAAAGUCAUCCCACCGAUAACAUGCAAGCCCAACUCCACCCUUGGCGAUAUUGUGCACAGUUUGGCGUCCAAGGCGGUUCACAGGAUUUAUGUUGUAUCCGGGGAGGAAGAUGAAGUUGUCGGUGUCAUUACGCUCAGAGAUGUCAUUUCUUGCUUCAUUUAUGAACCUCCAAACUACUUCGAUAAUUACUUAGGUUCUUCAGCAAAGGAACUGCUCAAGAGGUGAAAGGUCUCUCGAGACGAAUGAUACAUGUUUACACUUCUACAUAUAACAAAGGGUAUUAUUUUUUCUUUACGUUAUAAGAGAGGCCUCGAAUAGUCGAAUGGUUAGGUGUAUCGUCGUUAAAGGCCGGGCUCAUUCGUCAAUUUAAACUUUUGGGUGAGAGUACGCGUUUUAGACCGAUUUUUUUAAUUAUCAUAUCUUUAUAUCUUCAGUUAUUGAUGUCUAGUUUCAGUGUGGUAGUGAACUAACAAAACAUGCUCAGACUAUUUUGUAGAAAAGUACUGUUAAAUGUUUAUAUUUAUUGAAUUAGUUAAUCUGUAUUAAUACAGAUA